UCUCAGUUCAUCUUCAUGCGAUUAUGAAAUGAUGUCUUCUGUUUUAAUGAAUUAAUUAUCUUUGAUUUUGAUAAUGCCUCCAAACGGAAGUAUGGACACAUCUACUAAAAAAGCAAUGACACGGAAUUUAAGAAAUUCACGAGAGCAUAAAUUAUUAGUGGACAAAGAGAAGGAAUCAGAAAAAAACGGUAUAAUUUCAGGAAAGAAUAUAUUUAUCACUGGAGGAGCCGCUGGACUAGGCUAUGCCUUUUGUAAUCACUUUCUGCAAUUUGGAGCUAAUAAAAUUUGCAUAAUUGACGUAGAUGAGGUGGCAGGUGGCCGUAUUGUAGUCUCCACUGAGAAAUCGCACGGUGCCGGCAAAGUAAUCUUUAUCCGUGCCGAUGUGUCCCGAUAUUCCGAGAUUGUUGCUGCAUUUGAAGAAGCAAUGUCCAGAAUGGGCGGGGUGGACAUCGUUGUCAAUAAUGCAGGAAUUAUUGAUGAACGGAGGUGGGAGAGGGAAAUCGCUGUUAACAUGGGUGGCAUGAUAUCAGUGGCGAUGUUGACGAUAGAGUACAUGGGUAAACACAGAGAUGGACGCGGUGGCAUCCUGAUCAAUAUUGCCGAACACAUGGACAUCAAGUUUACGGCUCAGUUACCGGUUUACAAUGCUACCAAACAAGCUAUAAUUGGACUCUCUCAGUCGCUCGCGGCGUCUUGCAAUACGAAAAGAACAGGAGUUCGUGUAAUUACGCUUUGUCCGGGACUUACCGAAACAGCCCUCACAAUCGACAGUCCUAAUAAGCUACUAUCUAGGGUCAUGAAGGCUGAUUUUGUAAAAAACUUAGAACAACUGACGAUACAAACCCCAUACGUAGUUGCGCAGGGUCUUAUGUCAAUUCUGCGUACGUGUGAGUCCGGCAGCGUUUGGGUAAUAGAAAAUGGUCACUCACCUUUUGAAGUUUAUUUGCCAAAUUUCCGCAGUCUUAGACGUCUCUACAAAAAUAAUUUCACUAUCACGGACGAUAUGAAGUGUGGAAAUAAAAACCAGCCAAUCACGGAUGCAGUCUGCGAUAGUAAUCUUACUGAUCUUACAAGUUGCGUUUAGACUUGCU
Ceratosolen solmsi marchali is the source of this 1091-nucleotide messenger RNA. RefSeq names its product 15-hydroxyprostaglandin dehydrogenase [NAD(+)]. Gene Ontology annotation, molecular function: oxidoreductase activity, acting on the CH-OH group of donors, NAD or NADP as acceptor. The transcript has 6 exons. NCBI's taxonomy places the organism in Eukaryota, Metazoa, Arthropoda, Insecta, Hymenoptera, Agaonidae. The record is from RefSeq and is a predicted model, not a curated record. Gene Ontology annotation, cellular component: cytoplasm. Bases 74 to 1084 code for a protein of 336 amino acids.